Chrysoperla carnea is the source of this 846-nucleotide messenger RNA. RefSeq names its product facilitated trehalose transporter Tret1-like. Gene Ontology annotation, molecular function: transmembrane transporter activity. The transcript has 3 exons. The coding region runs from base 1 to 846 and encodes 281 amino acids. The record is from RefSeq and is a predicted model, not a curated record. Gene Ontology annotation, biological process: transmembrane transport. Gene Ontology annotation, cellular component: membrane. Lineage: Eukaryota; Metazoa; Arthropoda; Insecta; Neuroptera; Chrysopidae.
AUGGAAACAAUUCCAAUCAAAAGGGAAGUUGAAUAUAUUUUUGAAGAAGAAACGAAUGAAGCAAUCAAUUUGUUAAUUUUCAUCACCGGGACCCAUUUAGGUUGGGUUGGACCAACGAUUCUCAAAUUAUCAUCAAAUAGUUCAGAAAUACCGUUAACAUCAUCUGAAAUAUCAUGGUUAACUGCAAUGUUACCACUUGGUGGAGGAAUUGGUCCAAUAUUUGGAGCAAUAUUAGCGAAUAGAAUUGGUCGAAAAAAUGCAAUCUUAUUGACAACUAUCCCUGAAAUAAUUACUUGGAUUGCAAUUGCCUAUGCCAAAAACAUCUAUCAUUUAUGCAUAGCACAAUUUAUAAAAGGGUUAAUUGGAGGUUCUGCAAUGGCUGCGGUACCAAUGUAUCUUGGUGAAAUAUCAUCACCACUAUUUCGUGGAAUUAUAGGAAUGUUGUUUCCAUUAAAUUACAUUCUUGGAGCAUUAUUCGAAAUCGUACUUGUACCAUAUGUUUCUGUAGCGACUAAUGCAUGGAUUGCAUCAAUCAUACCGUUACUUUUACUUGUAAUUUUCAUUUGGAUGCCAGAAUCCCCGUAUUACUAUUUGAUUAAAAAUCAAACAGACAACGCAAGAAAAUCUUUACGAAUAUUAAAGCAAAGUGAUAAUGUUGACCGACAAUUAGAACAUCUACGAAAAGUUGUUAGGGAAGAACAAAAUGAAGUCAAAAAGUUUUCACAAAUAUUCCGAGUCAGAAAUAAUCGAAUUAGUUUCAUUCUAUGCCUCGGAAUUAUAUCAACACAACAUUUAACUGGACUAAAUAUUAUAAUUGCAUACACUCAAGUGAACGCAGGCAGUUAA